This is a messenger RNA of Oncorhynchus tshawytscha (Chinook salmon), 1413 nucleotides long. RefSeq names its product neurofilament heavy polypeptide-like. The transcript has 2 exons. The record is from RefSeq and is a predicted model, not a curated record. Bases 1 to 1413 code for a protein of 470 amino acids. NCBI's taxonomy places the organism in Eukaryota, Metazoa, Chordata, Actinopteri, Salmoniformes, Salmonidae.
AUGCGAGCAGGCCCCUCCAUGAGCCGGCCCUGGCAGGCCCCUCCAUGCGAGCUGGCCCCUCCAUGCGAGCAGGCCCCUCCAUGCGAGCCGGCCCCUCCAUGUGCGCAGGUCCCUCCAUGCGAGCAGGCCCCUCCAUGUGAGCAGGCCCCUCCAUGCAAGCAGGUCCCUCCAUGUGAGCAGGCCCCUCCAUGCGAGCAGACCCCUCCAUGUGAGCAGGUCCCUCCAUGCGAGCUGGCCCCUCCAUGCGAGCAGGUCCCUCCAUGCGAGCCGGCCCCUCCAUGCGAGCAGGCCCCUCCAUGCGAGCAGGCCCCUCCAUGUGAGCAGGCCCCUCCAUGCGAGCAGGCCCCUCCAUGCGAGCAGGCCCCUCCAUGCGAGCAGGUCCCUCCAUGCGAGCUGGCCCCUCCAUGCGAGCAGGCCCCUCCAUGCGAGCAGGCCCUCCAUGCGAGCAGGCCCCUCCCCUCUCCAUGCGAGCAGGCCCCUCCAUGUGAGCAGGCCCCUCCAUGCGAGCAGGCCCCUCCAUGUGAGCAGGCCCCUCCAUGCGAGCAGGCCCCUCCAUGUGAGCCGGCCCCUCCAUGCGAGCAGGCCCCUCCAUGCGAGCAGGCCCCUCCAUGCGAGCAGGCCCCUCCAUGUGAGCAGGCCCCUCCAUGUGAGCACUUUGAUGGAGUUUCUGCCUCAGUCAAUGUGUCUCUGGUCGAAUCAGACAUCCUCUUUCUCUUCUUCUGCCACACUGUCACCGUGCCAGAAGCCAAACAGCCUGAUUCCUCACAGCCAGAAGACAAGCACCCUGAUUCCUCACAGCCAGAAGCCAAACAGCCUGAUUCCUCACAGCCAGAAGCCAAACAGCCUGAUUCCUCACAGCCAGAAGCCAAACAGCCUGAUUCCUCACAGCCAGAAGCCAAACAGCCUGAUUCCUCACAGCCAGAAGCCAAACAGCCUGAUUCCUCACAGCCAGAAGCCAAACAGCCUGAUUCCUCACAGCCAGAAGCCAAACAGCCUGAUUCCUCACAGCCAGAAGACAAACAGCCUGAUUCCUCACAGCCAGAAGACAAACAGCCUGAUUCCUCACACCCAGAAGCCAAACAGCCUGAUUCCUCACAGCCAGAAGACAAGCACCCUGAUUCCUCACAGCUAGAAGCCAAACAGCCUGAUUCCUCACAGCCAGAAGCCAAACAGCCUGAUUCCUCACAGACAGAAGCCAAACAGCCUGAUUCCUCACAGCCAGAAGCCAAACAGCCUGAUUCCUCACAGCCAGAAGCCAAACAACCUGAUUCCUCACAGCCAGAAGCCAAACAGCCUGAUUCCUCACAGCCAGAAGACAAACAGCCUGAUUCCUCACAGCCAGAAGCCAAACAGCCUGAUUCCUCACAGCCAGAAGACAAACAGCCUGAUUCCUCACAGCCAGAAGACAAAUAG